ACUGACUCAAGAGCUGGUGACGCGACCAUCGGAUUACUUGCCUGCGGUAAGCAGCGUCCCAAGCCCACUCACCUCACUGAGCAGUUGGAGGAAGCUGUGACGGAAGUUGCUGGGGAGUUAGUCCGUUUAGCUGACGGUGAAACCACGGAAACUGCUCAGGUCUUGUUGGAAUGGGAAGCCAACCCGGUUGGCCUUCGAGAAGUACGAUCUGAACAGGUUUCUCGUUUGGUGAAAGUAUCAGGGAUCGCUAUAAACGCAUCUGGCAUUCGAGCAAAGGCUGUUAGACUUAGCCUCCAGUGCCGCGGUUGUCGACAGUUUCUGCCAAACCUUCCCGUAAAACCCGGUCUGGAAGGCUACACAUUGCCACGCAAAUGUCCAUCGGCACAGACUGGUGGUGCUACCGGAGCAAGGUGUCCCGUGGACCCAUUUUUCAUCGUCCCAGACAAGUGUAAAUGUGUGGACUUUCAAACGGUUAAGCUACAAGAAGCACCGGAAACAGUUCCACAUGGUGAGAUGCCUCGACAUAUUCUCCUGUACUGUGACAGGUAUCUAUGUGAACAAAUCGUGCCGGGCAAUCGGAUUACGGUUGUCGGUAUUUACUGUAUCCGAACCACUUCGAAUAAGCCACGAUCCGGUGCUGGGGAGCGCGCGAAUCUUGCCGUUAGACAGCCAUACGUUCGUGUACUUGGCCUCAGCAUAGACACCGAAGGUCCUGGACGCAGCGCGCUUGUAUCGGGCUCACUGACUGGUUCAACCACAACUGCGACGCUCACCGAAGCAGACGAGGAGGAGAUUAUUGCUCUUGGCCAUUCCCCAAAUAUUUACGAAAGAUUGGCACGUAGCAUAGCACCUUCUAUUUAUGGUAGCGUUGAUAUCAAGAAAGCGAUAGCCUGUCUGAUGUUUGGCGGCUCAAGAAAACGCUUACCUGAUGGUCUUUGUCGACGUGGUGACAUCAACAUGCUUAUGCUUGGCGAUCCUGGAACGGCAAAAUCACAACUUUUGAAAUUUGUCGAACGUUGUGCUCCCGUUGGGAUUUACACUUCUGGCAAAGGUAGUUCGGCAGCCGGUCUGACUGCAUCUGUCAAUCGCGACCCGUCUUCCCGCAAUUUUGUUAUGGAGGGUGGUGCUAUGGUUCUGGCUGAUGGUGGUGUCGUGUGUAUCGAUGAGUUUGACAAAAUGCGAGAAGAUGACCGUGUAGCAAUUCAUGAAGCUAUGGAACAACAGACAAUCUCUAUUGCCAAGGCCGGGAUCACAACCACCUUGAACAGUCGCUGUUCUGUGCUAGCUGCAGCAAACAGUGUCUAUGGUCGCUGGGAUGAAACGAAGGGAGAAGAAAACAUCGAUUUUAUGCCGACGAUUUUGUCCCGUUUUGAUAUGAUUUUCCUGGUUCGUGACGAACACGAUGCACUGCGUGACAGCACUCUCGCGAAACACGUUAUGCGUGUCCACCUUCAUGGCAACGAUCCUGCUCCUGUUGGUCCGGAGCAAGUUGAAAACACUGAUGAGAUUCCUCUCAGUACACUGAGGCGCUUCAUCGCUUACGCUCGUGAACGAUGCGGUCCGCGCCUCUCGGAGCAGGCUGCUGAAAAACUGGCCAACCAGUACGUUCUCAUGCGUUCUGGAUCCGUACAUCACGAGCAGCAAACAGGCAAGCGCAGUGCAAUACCAAUAGCAAUCCGUCAACUCGAAGCCAUUGUUCGUAUCGCGGAAGCACAGGCGAAAAUGCGCUUGGCACCUUUCGCGAAUGAAGCUGACGUUGAAGAGGCUCUGCGUUUGUUUCAUGUAUCCACACUGGAUGCAGCCAUGUCGGGUAGUUUAGAAGGCGCUGAAGGUUUCACUUCUCAGGAUGAACACGAUCUAAUUCUGCGCGUGGAAAAGCAAUUAAAACGCCGGUUCGUCAUUGGCAGUCAGGUGUCUGAGCACGCCAUACUGCAAGACUUUACUCGUCAGCUGAUUGACAUGCUGAUUCCAUAUCAACAUUCCCACCCGGACGCUACAGAUCACCUUACCGAUUCUUUUGACGGCAACAGUCGAGUUCCGAUAGUCUCUCACAGGCUGGGGCUUUUUCCCCUG
Molecule: messenger RNA, 2073 nt
Organism: Opisthorchis viverrini
Lineage: Eukaryota; Metazoa; Platyhelminthes; Trematoda; Opisthorchiida; Opisthorchiidae
Exons: 10
Biological process (GO): DNA replication; DNA replication initiation; double-strand break repair via break-induced replication
Cellular component (GO): nucleus; MCM complex
Molecular function (GO): single-stranded DNA helicase activity; ATP binding; single-stranded DNA binding
Source: RefSeq, a predicted model, not a curated record